AUGUCUACCACGAACAAAGUCCUCGUCACCCCAGAGGCGGGCACAAAAGUUGCGCCUAUCCAUGAAUACACCGACGAACAAAAGGCCAAAAUAGCUGCGUUGGGGGAGUAUGCCCACAGUCUUUUGCUGCCAGAGAGUGACCCUUAUCAUAUGUGGGAGCUCCGAUGGCUGAAUAAGCCAGAUACCAUGCCUAGAUACAUGCGCUCGGCCAAGUGGAAUUAUCCUGACGCCCAAAAGCGUAUCAAGGCUACAGUCGAAUGGCGCAGGGAUUUCAAACCCGAUUUGAUACCCCCCGAUGAAGUUAGGAUUGAAAGCGAAACCGGGAAGAUUAUUAUCAAUGGAUUUGACAAAGACGGCCGUCCGAUUAUCUACAUGCGUCCAGGACGAGAAAAUACUGAGUCAAGCCCCCGUCAACUACGGCAUUUGGUGUGGUGUCUAGAACGCGCGAAAGAUCUAAUGCCUCCAGGGCAAGAAUCCCUUGUCAUUAUUGUCGACUACAAGAGUACUACAUUGCGAACCAAUCCCUCUAUAUCCAUUGCUCGUAAGGUCCUACACAUCCUACAACAACAUUACGUGGAGACUCUGGGUCGUGCGUUGGUAGUGAACCUUCCCAUGAUCCUCAGUUUCUUCUACAAGGGUAUCUCACCGUUUCUUGAUCCGGUUACGCGGGAUAAGAUGCGUUUCAAUCCGAAUCUUCUGGAACUCAUCCCGGCAUCACAUCUGGAUGCCGAUUUCGGAGGUGAAUUUCCCUACGAGUUCGAGCCACACAGCUACUGGAGUCAGAUCGUCGCAGCGUGUCGUGUAGCCCCAGAUGGAACACGCGCAGAAGGAGAGUCGGAGUCACCGUCGAAUACCCUGUCAGUGCCUCUUCGCUUCGACCUCGUCACAGUUUGA
Guyanagaster necrorhizus is the source of this 894-nucleotide messenger RNA. RefSeq names its product CRAL/TRIO domain-containing protein. The transcript has 7 exons. The record is from RefSeq and is a predicted model, not a curated record. Bases 1 to 894 code for a protein of 297 amino acids. NCBI's taxonomy places the organism in Eukaryota, Fungi, Basidiomycota, Agaricomycetes, Agaricales, Physalacriaceae. Gene Ontology annotation, molecular function: phosphatidylinositol transfer activity.